AUGAAGAAAUGGGAGAUGGAUGAAGGCCUAGGCCUGCUGGCAGAGGAGAGAACCUUGCUCGGGUUUAAUUUGGUCCUCGCCAUCAGCAGCAUCUCUGACAGCCUGAGAGGGCCAGGGCGUGAAGCUACGGCCAAUGACGUUUCUGAGUGGCUGAAAAGUGCCAAGAAAGCUAUGAGCCCCAAAGUUGUCUCCGUGUACCUCCGGAUUCGGGAUCGGUUCCCACCGGAGGCAGUGGUGCACCGGCUGCAGGUGGAUGCUGGCUUGAAAAGACAUGAACUUCUUCCGUUCAUUGGCCGGUCGCUGGCAAAGCGGCGCAUCGUUACCUACUUUGUGAACAGGUUCAAGCCGGCAGACAAGGACGGGGUGCAGUACGUUCCGGGGCGGUCUCCCGCCCAGGUCCUCACACAGACGUUUACAAAUUUCAAGAGUUUCUUGGAGAGCGGACUUUGUGGCGCCAUCUUCCGCGAUGCGCCACAUCUUGGUUGGCUCCAGCAGCUGCCGGAUUUCAUGCAGGAGAUCAUUGAAUUCUUAGCCGCGGUCCUCAGUGGCACGGGCAAGUAUGACGAGGCCAUCGACGCCCUGGUGGCAGAGAACUACUUAGUGCCGGCAGAGCGGGUGCUGGCCAACAAGGACGUAUUCACUAUCGAUGUGGAGCUGCUCGAGAAGGACAUGGCAGCCUGGUUGAUACCGGACCCGCCGGCAGCUGCGGCCGUGGAGGUGAAGCCGGAUUCACAGCCUGAGUCUCAGAAAGCGGAGGAACCAGGAGCUGCGCCGCUGCCGGACCAGUCAGAGCCAGAUCCGAUGGAGGAGCCGCUCUCCUUUGCCGCAGAGGGCCCUCCGGCGCGAGCUGAAACCUUCCGCAUGCUGGUCCUCAACCGGUGCCAGCAGGACAUGCUGGACAGACUUUCAGCCGAUGCCUGGGAAAAGGCCCUCUUGCAGGCCACCACGAGUGCCAAAACUGCCAACAUCGUUGCAGGCAACCUGGACGUUGACCUGAACGCCACUGACGGAGGGCUGGCCAUCCUGCAUAUCAUAGACUGCAAGACACUGGCCAUCACGGAUUGCGAGAAUGCCAUCCGCUACCCGUUCCGUUUCGGGCCGGCGAUUGAUGUUGUCAAACUGAAGAACCUCAUGGCCAAUAUCUUCGGGACGAAGGAGGGCGAGAGCAAAUUCCGAUCAUGUGAUGCAGCCCUCAUCUUCGACGGCAGAUCCCGCAAGUACGACAAAGAGGUCGCGAAACAGCUCAAUGCUCACAUCAAGUUUGUGGCGAAGGAAAUUUUGCCGGCUCGGAGGUAUGAAGUCUUCAGGCUGCAUUACCACAACAGAGAAUUUAUGGAUGGCGGCGCUGUGAGAAAGAGAGCUACCUCUGCAAAUCUCCAGUGUCCUGACCACCUGGAGUCCGGGAUCUGCAUCAUGGGCAAGGAUUUCAAAGCGAGCCUGGCGGUUCUUCCACGCAAGCACUUUGAUGUCCCGUCGACGAGUCUCGACGGUUUCAGGAAUCAGAGCCGCGGCUUCAGUGGUUUGAACUUGAAUCCGGAGCCAGUGCGGGUUACGGCCGACACCCGCUCCUGCUUGGCCUCGGGAUCAACGGUGGAGCAGGGAGCGGACUUGGAGGGCGAGCAGGAGGAAGACAAGGGCCAUCUGCUUUUCCCAUGGGAAUGGCCAGAGAAUGUGUGGGAUGAGAUUUUCCACUCUAUGGGUGCAGCUGCUGGGCAACUUGAGAUUUACCAUCACACCGCUGACCAGGGCUACGCAGCUCUGGCUGCCUUGCGCCACAAGUACAAGUACAGGACAUCAGCAUUGAGCGAAAAACAUCGGCAGCUCAUCCGAGAGGUCCUCGCCUAUCGGAUCGUCUCGGACAUCUGCUCCGGCUCCCGUGACUGGGGCCGAAAAUUGCGCAGGGAAACCAGUUUGGCAGGUGACGUCCCGACAGCGGACGAGAGUGAGAUCCAGCCGACGGGUUCCAAGAAACAGAAGACAGAGCAGAAUGGCGACAACGAGGGCGGCGGGUGCUCCUCCGAUACCUCGGGUAUCACUGACGACAAGGAGCAGUGA
Molecule: messenger RNA, 2055 nt
Organism: Symbiodinium necroappetens
Lineage: Eukaryota; Dinophyceae; Suessiales; Symbiodiniaceae
Source: the annotation of a GenBank genome assembly